Messenger RNA from Penicillium paradoxum, 3318 nucleotides. RefSeq names its product transcription factor domain-containing protein. The record is from RefSeq and is a predicted model, not a curated record. The coding region runs from base 1 to 3318 and encodes 1105 amino acids. The transcript has 3 exons. Gene Ontology annotation, molecular function: zinc ion binding; DNA-binding transcription factor activity, RNA polymerase II-specific. Lineage: Eukaryota; Fungi; Ascomycota; Eurotiomycetes; Eurotiales; Aspergillaceae. Gene Ontology annotation, biological process: regulation of DNA-templated transcription.
AUGGCCGAUCAAGUCCCAGUGGCGAAUGAUGCAGGCAGCUCACGUUCUCCAUCAGCUUCAGUGGUAACAAAACCGUCCUACGCACCAGUUCAUCCGCUGGGAUAUCCUUGCAGGGCAUGCAAAGCAAGACACCGACGCUGUGAUCGCAUGAGACCAGUUUGUGAGGCCUGUAUCAAGAGAGGCCUAGAAGCCGAAUGCUCCUAUCCGUCUGCAGAUUCUCCCUUCGUCGAGACCAAAACUUCCACGAACAAAAUCACCAUUAAGACCGGUGCGCCGUUUUCGGGGUCAAUUUUUAACGAUUCCUCGGCCCCACUGGCAGUUGGUGAGAAGAAAAGGCCGCUAGCUUUAGAGAGCUCUAUUGGAGAAUAUGAAUCUAUGAAUGGCGUGGUCAAAUCAACCGUCAAAAAUAUUUCAAGCUAUGCACAGCAAGGGCAGGAAUCUCUACAGCCUCCUGCCAAACGGCAUAAGAUAUCCGAAUCUGGCCCUAUUGAUGCGAUUGGGCAAUCCGGGUUAGCACUGGGUCAGAUUGGACCAGUUGGCCCCGAUUCACCCAGUGGACGUAAGCUGCGUGUUCCGCGCAGUGUAUCUCCCACUCUACAGGAAGAUGAAAUGGAGCUACGGUGCAACUUGACCACUGAGAUAAACGUUCAGAGAUCAAAACACCGCAAUCUCAAUGCAGCAUGCCUUUACAGUAUCAUGAAGCUACUGAAAAGCGCGAAGACCCAACGCCCGAGCGGUGGAGCUCUAGCGACUCAGUCAGAUGACAAUUGGCUUGAAGAAGAUGAUCUCAUGGAAGUUGCAGCAAUCAAGCACAGCAAGGGUGGGCGUUGUUCUCGUGCUCUUCUCACUCGAUUUGAAAAUUUCUUGUAUAGCCCAUUGAUGAGCGGCGAGGAGAAGAGAGCACAAGAACGUGUCAUAUGCAUCGAAGAGUGUCUUUCGAGUACAAAUGCGCCGCCGACAUCCAACCACAACAAAUUGUUUCUUCGUCGUUUGAAAAAAAUCAUUCUGGAUCCUCUUGCGUACGAUUUGGAUGAGAAACAUCCACACAUCGAAUUUCUACGCAACACACUCGAUGCAGCUAUAAAGACCGACUCGAAGCUAGGGCGUGUGACCUGUGGGAAAUUUGCACAGUUUCUAGACCCAGAAAGCGAAAUCAUCAGUGCCGAUGUCGAUAGUCCAGAUCCAAGAACGGGAACUUUGAGUUCACCAAGGAAGGAGCAACCCAACCUCGAACCUCCGCGCGUGCCUUCUUCGAAACCUCAUGAUACGCCCUCCAAAACAACAACAAACCACACACACGACCUUCUCUCUUCCCCCUCCCCCCUCUCAACUUCCCACUCUCCAUAUCUCCCUCGUUUUGCCUCUGCUCCAGCUCCAUCCUUCCAAACCGCAGUGGACUCUAUCGAUCUGAUCGACGAGACCAUGCCGUCGCCUUUCGUGACUCCUAAGGGACGGAUGAAGCGUCCUACCUCUCGCAAUCAGUCAUCACAGCCCGCCGACACCCACGUGUCGACUGUCGCGCAAAGUCCGUCCAAGAGACGUGCUGUUUCUGGCACUGAGCCAUGCAAUUCCAGUGUUGCAGCUGCUACGGCUCUUGUGCCCGCUACCCCAGGUGCCCAGUCGUCGAACCCUAAUAAUAACAACGCGCCGAAUUCGAUGGUUUCUACCUCAGACAUUCAAGCACCCAGCAACCACGGCAAUAACAGCAUUACCCAAGUGGCAGGCAGCACUACCUCUGGAAGCCAAUCACUUGCUUCUGAGAUCCCGAAGAGACUUAUGAAGAUUUUUUUCGAGAAACAAUCGGUUAUUUUGCCCAUUCUUGAUCUUGAUAAAAUUAGAUCUGGUCUCAAAAUCGCCGUGAGUCGUGGCCUAGCUACACCGGAAGAUAUCAAUGCCACUCUUGCGCUUUGUCUCGCUAUGGCGUGCCAUCUCACUCGUGAAAGAGAUAUAUGGGGCGCUCAAAAAUGGUACGACCGCGCUGUUUCCGAGAUACCUAAACCUGAGAACUCUGAGUCCUCGUUCAAAUACUUCCACCGACGCAUCCUUCAAACCGAGUAUCUCCACAUUGCAGGGUCCCUGAAAAAGGCCUGGGAGAUAUUGUCUCUGGCGCUCAGCAAAGCCGACGUUCUUGAGAUGCAAACUGAGCACGGUGGAUGCCUUGCAGUGGACCGAAAGUCUCUUGAGCAGGUUCGGUUGAUAUGGCAUUGUCUCUGGAUGAAGAAAUCAUCUCUUGCGCUCCAGCUUGGUUUUACCAACCAAUGCCUCGAUGCUUAUUACGCCCCACCACUGCCAUCGCCAUCGCAGGUGGAAGAGAAUCUAAGUGUGACAGGGGUGUUGAACAAUUCACAGAUUGUCUUGGCAUCUGAUUUUUUUAUUGCAUGCGCCUCCCUUCUAAAGCACACUGAAGAUUUGAUCACUCUUGAAAACAACUUACGUGCCACUAUGCUGACAUGUCCUAUGAAAUGGCUUUCCACUGUCGAGCUCAGUGGUGUCCAGGAACUGCAUGGGUCCCUGUCUGAUUGGAAGAGUGGUCUACCUGAAAGUCUGGACUGGAAGGGCUGUGGAAUCGCGCUGAAUAACGUGGAUGAAACUAGUCGCCGCAUGUGCAUUCUGGCUCAUCUGCGAUAUCUCUACUUCCGGCUUCGGCUUUACCGGCCUUUCUUUACCUUGAGCCUACGCCUUUCUCGCCCGUGCACCUGCAAAUCUGGAGUUCAUUUGUGUGCGAGAAAUAUCCAUGAUGAGGACUCGUCUCCCCUUUUGGGGCUGAUUUAUUACAACGCUAUCAGAUGCUUGUCUGUAGCCCAAGAAAUUGUCAAGACCAUCCGCAUCACUUUUGAAAGGGAAAAGAACGAGGUGUCUAAAUGUGAAUACCUGGACUAUCUUUACGGGGCCGCUUUGAUUCUGAUUGCGGCUCGCACUUCUCCAUUCCUCGCAAACGGUACCAUGGAAGGUGUCCCCGCUGCCGCUGCCACAAGCAAAUCAGUCAAAGCCAUAACUGAUGAAAUCAGGCAGGUUGAUAGCUUGCUGCGGAAUUAUCAAGAGACUUGUGAGCAGGCUCCUGAGCUUCGGUACCGGAUUCAAUGUGCUCGUGCUGCCUUGAGUCUAGUUGAACUCCAAUGUGCGUCGUCCCGCGAAUUUAUCUCGGAUCAGGACCUGAACUUUGCGCCAAUUGUGUGGCGGCGUAUCUACCACCGCCUGCGCAUUGAUACUUCGCUUGGAAUGUUAGCGAAUAUCCAAUCCUCUAAUGCCACUACUAUUCCGGGUCGCAAAUUGACCCUCGGCUGGCUGGAAAGCUUGCCCGUCGAUAUGGAAAUCUGA